ACUUGAUGCAGUUGACAGCCUACAGAUGCGGGAAUAUUAAAACCCUGAAGAGAAUAGCAAGGCUCGGCGCAAAGUGAAAUAAAACCGAACACUCUUCGAAACAUAUGAUGGCAGCCAGAUAAGCUUUAAAAAUCACCAAUUAAAGGCAAAUUUGUCUGCAAAAGAACGAUUUAUUGUUUCGAAGUUUCUGUCCACAGGAUCUUCAUUAAUUCGAAAAUUGAAAGCGGCUGAGAAUUGUACGGUUUAAUUUCCGUUACGGCUCACUAAUAACAGGUGUAUCAUCAAGUCACGAGCGCUUUUUGUAAGACAAAAUUGCUAAAAGGAAUUGAUCGCAACUAACUGUUUUGCGGGGUAUAAUUAUACAAUAUAUCACAUUGAGUGACCAUAGAAACUGGCGGAAUUAAUGGUCCAACACACAAUGGGAACGUCGAUUGAAAUUGCAACGAUUGAGCACUUAGAACUGAACAAGUCCAUACAAAACGAUGUAUGUGGUUCGAACAAUUCCGAUGUGUGGAAACUUACAUCGCCAGUGUGCAGUACGCAGUACGCAUCCUUCUCAACAUUCUUCUUGGUUGCGCUAGUUCUUAUCGUCAUAACAUUUAUUACUGUAUUCGGCAAUCUUCUAGUGCUCGUGGCGUUAUACCGCUUCAAAAAACUUCGAUCCAUGUCAAACUGUCUGAUAGGAAAUUUGGCCGUAAGUGAUUUAUUACUUGCCCUGUCAGUACUGCCAAUAUCCGUGACGAACGAUCUUCUGGGAUACUGGGUGUUUGGAAAGAUUAUGUGUACCAUUUGGUUAUGCAUCGACGUAUUGUACUGUACUGCAUCAAUAUGGGGCCUGUGUACAAUAGCCGUGGACAGAUACACGGCAACGGUUUAUCCGGUAUGGUACUUGGAAAAGAAAUCUCCAACACGAGCUCUCGUCUAUAUAAUAUUCGUUUGGUUGUUUUCUAUAAUUGUUUCCAUCGCGCCUUUCAUAGGAUGGAGAGACAUGAUCCAGAAUUUCUACAUGUAUGACCCAUUUACAAACAAACAACAGUGUGUGUUGUUUUUCUCAAAUUCGUACGUCGUUUACUCAGCCAUGGGUUCCUUUGUUAUACCAACCUUUCUAAUGGUAUUCUUGUAUGUGCGGAUUUUUAAUGUCCUUCGAAAACGAACGCGCUCAAUGCAGCCCAUGAAGAAAAGGGUAAUGUUCCCGUCAGAAAGUGACUUUGAAUCGGAGGCGCAAGCAGCUGAAGAUGCCGAUAGUGAGGAGAAAACGGAUGUUGAACUGAAAGUUGCGUCGACGCAAACUACGCCUAGGAAUUUACCGUGUAAACAUGUGGACGGCACGCGACCCAAAACGGCUAACGGGCAUGGUAAACAUGUAACCGAGUCUAACGCUGUACCAAAUAACCAACUGCUAACUCGUUCGAUCGCACCAGAUUCAAAUUCCAACAGUGUUCACUAUAAUGGUACCGAUUUAAAAAUUGAGGUAACUGACUUUACAGAAAACGACAUUUACUCAAACAAUAGCAUUUCAAAACCACGAAAAGAGAGUAAUUCGAGCUUGCUAAAGGCUAAAAACUGUAACUUACAAGUCACAUAUGACCAUAAGAAAUUCGCGAACGGCAAAAGCCCUAGCCAUGUUUCAAGAAAAAGUAUUACUUUCAACGAAGAAUCGUCCGAGGUGGAACCGCAUCCGAGGUACCUUCGUUCUCCACGAACAAGCAAGGCCAUGUUUUUUCCAUGGAACAGAGGCGCUUCUGGGAACAUUAGUGUCAAACAUAAAUACGAACUGCGGGAACGCCGCGCCACCAAACGGAUGGCGAUGAUAAUGGCGUGUUUCUGUUUUUGUUGGUGGCCAUUUCUUUUAAUGUACACGAUAAGAAGCUUUUGCAAAGCGUGUCCAAUUGACCCCCACUUUCAGGCGGCAAUAAUCUGGCUUGGUUAUGCCAACUCUAGCUUAAACCCGAUAUUGUAUACGAUAUUCAACGAUGACUUUAGAAAGGCAUUCAAGAAAAUUGUUUUGUGUAAGACCAAGCGCCGUAACCGAAGACAUACGUAGUUUCAUCAAUUCAAAAGUAUGAUAAUUAUACAUUAUUCCGUAUACACAUGUUGCUGUUAAGUUAUUCGUGUUUGUCAGUUUACGAUAUUUUAACUGCUGUACAUGCCGUUGCUUUGCUUUGUGAUGACAUGUGUAACAUGCAUACUAUUUGCGAAAGGCAAAUAUCCCAAUUGCUUCAUUUCCAAGUGUUUAUGGAUUGUGAUAUUUGUUUUGUAAUAGCAUGCGCUUCAUUUUCAUUUAAGUAUCGCAAAUUACUUAAAAAACAAUUUACUAUUAACAAUACGAGGAAUGCACUGCUCGUUAAUGAGAAAGGAAUACUGAAUAUACUGAUAAAUUAUGUUCCUUUCAUUACGUUUGUAUAGUUUUCUGACAAUAUCUCAUCGUCAAUACGCAGGUAUAUCAAACAUAGCACAUGGUAAAACAUUUGCUGGUCGGUUACGUGUUCAAUUAUAAUGAUGCAUCAAAAUAGUUUGACAUUAUGUGCCCUUUUGCUAAGAUAUGUUCUCCAAUCUCAUAUUUUCUUAACAUAAAACAUGAAUAUUGAAAUCAGUUUUGUAUAAAGACAUUG
Molecule: messenger RNA, 2612 nt
Organism: Dreissena polymorpha
Lineage: Eukaryota; Metazoa; Mollusca; Bivalvia; Myida; Dreissenidae
Product: octopamine receptor 2-like
Exons: 1
Coding region: 404-2044 (546 amino acids)
Biological process (GO): adenylate cyclase-activating adrenergic receptor signaling pathway
Cellular component (GO): membrane
Molecular function (GO): dopamine neurotransmitter receptor activity, coupled via Gi/Go; G protein-coupled receptor activity
Source: RefSeq, a predicted model, not a curated record